AUGACGCCGGCCGACAUCAGGCUGCUCUUCAGCACAGCUGGAGAGACCGUUCUAGAUCAAGGAAGCGGCAGAUAUGUCCUCACAGAGACCGAGAAAACUCGGCGCAUUAGUAGCCUUCAACAGGCCCUCGCUUCUGUCCAGCAUCUCUGGCUGUCUGGGUCAACAGACCUCGACACAGCUGUCGAAAUUCUUGCCGACGGCAGUAGAGACGCGACAUGGCGGAAACCGAUUGGCGAGUCUGGCAUACUCGCCUUCUUCCUGGGCAUCAUUUGUGAAGCUGGCCUGCGCACCUCUCUGAAAAUGCACACACUCCGCCUCAUUGGCAAUUCGUGCGCCGACGAAGACAGCAACCGAGCCCGCGUUGUUGCCGGAAAUCACCUGCAUCAACUCGUCCCGCUCCUAUUUGACGAUACUCUCUUGGCCUUCGCCAUUCCCGUCAUGUUCAACAUCUGUGUCGACUACGAACCUGCUCAAGUCCAAGCCAGUCAGGCCGGCAUCAGUCAUGCCCUGCUGGAUAUCCUGUCCGAACCUGACGCUCCCUUGGUCGACAUUGACACCCCAGUACGCCUUCUGCAGCUGGAAGCUAGCCCAGACGUCAUUUUGGAUGCCGAGGAAUUUCAAACCCUAAUUUCCAUCGUCCUUGCCUGUCUUUCGCAUGAGACCUUCCAGGCAGAGCUCAACCGACGGGGGGGUGUUGAGUUACUGCUGAAAGCCUUUUCCGACUCAUACAUCAAGUUUAGCGAAGCAGAUCUCAACGCUGAAGAUGCGGAAGAUUUUGUCUUAGUUCGAAACCAGUUCACGGCCAUCAUUGCUGACGUUAUGGCCGACUCGUCCUUUUUCACCGUCUAUUCCGUGGCCUCGCCCGUUAUACAGACCCUGGAGCAUUGGCUGCGCGAUGAUUCUACCAACACGGCCUUGAGGACUGCUGCGUGCUACGCGCUCGGCAACUUGGCCCGUUCCGAUGAUACCAGUACCUAUUUCGUCCACACAGACGAGGUACACACCAGCCUAAUCUCGCUCCUCACCACGCAGUCCACAUCAAGCAAUCAGCCCCCCCCAACCCAGCUCUACUAUGCCGCUCUCUCGUGUCUCAAAAACCUCGCCAUUCCGCUUUCAAACAAGCCGAAAUUGGGCAUCAUGCUCGAGCCAACCGUGAGCCUCCUUCCUCGCUUCUGGGCGAACUCCACGCAGCCACACCUUCAGUUUGCCGCCAUUUCUUUGACCCGGCUACUCCUCGCAUCAUGUCCCGACAACGUCAGACGCAUAUGUAUCCCGUUAUCGACGGACCCGUCUUCACCAGCUCAUGAGCGAAGCAAUCUCCACGUACUAGCCGACAUCUUCAAUCGCAUCGAUGCUGAGAACGCAAAAACAGAAGCUGCGCGGGUCAUAGCCACUGUUUGUCGUGUAUUACACGCCACUCCGGGACAGCCUCCAGUUCUGUCUGACGAUUGGGAACCCAGCAUUGAAGCAGGUACCACCGUUGCUGCCUCUUUUUCUAUGCCAUCUCUGACUACAGCGGGCGCUGCUACUCUGAUAGAGCCGGAUUUGUCCUUGGUACCUGCAACAGCUACGCCAUCACAUCUCGAACAGUCUCGGCGAGCACGUUUCUACGCUGCCCAGCUGGACAUGGCCGAUGCCCUGUCCUACUUGAUGACCCAGAGUCGGUAUCCUGUCUUGCGGUCGGAGACCAUCUUCAUCUGCGCACUCAUGAGCUGCUCUACAGACGGAGCCCGUCUCGUCAUGCGCGCCCUCCAGCCGUUCGAUGUAUGCAGGGUCCUUGUAGAAGCUGUGUCUGGCAAAGACAUGGUGGACGGUCAUGAACUUCAGAUGGGCCAGAAGCCUGCAGGGCAAGCUUCUGAUAGCGGCGCCACCGUACCGUCAGAAACGUUGCUAUUGCAAGAACUGUUGUCUUCUACCGAAGGCACCAAUGAUGCAUCCCUCAUUCCGCUCCCAACUGCAGCAGAACAUGGCUCUGAAAGCGGUGGGCCCACGCCUCAGCCGGUCAACCCGGCACAAGCAGCACAAGCAUCCCGCCUAGACCUCGAGAAUGGCAUCGUCUUGCUGUCCGAGAUCAUGAAGAACUUCUCCCAGUUUCUGCCUCCUCCCCGUCGCAGCAUGUUUGAGCAAACGUUGCAAAUUGGGGCCACACGUCUUUCCCAGGCCAAGGAGGAGCAGGCAAAGAUCCAUUAG
This is a messenger RNA of Grosmannia clavigera kw1407, 2190 nucleotides long. RefSeq names its product GTP-binding protein. Gene Ontology annotation, cellular component: cytosol. The coding region runs from base 1 to 2190 and encodes 729 amino acids. Gene Ontology annotation, biological process: positive regulation of GTPase activity. The record is from RefSeq and is a predicted model, not a curated record. Gene Ontology annotation, molecular function: guanyl-nucleotide exchange factor activity. The transcript is spliced from 5 exons. NCBI's taxonomy places the organism in Eukaryota, Fungi, Ascomycota, Sordariomycetes, Ophiostomatales, Ophiostomataceae.